AUGGAUUUCUUUGUUUCGUCGAAGGCGGUGCCCAUGCCACAUUUGUGGGUGCUGAGCUUUCUGGACGAGUCAGUGCCUUGCAUGGUUUCGAUGUGUCGGGGUGAGCCGACGAAGGAUCCAACUCUGACAGCCCUGCAGCUUUGCGAGGAGGUGAAGCGCGGGAAGGCUGAGGACCUCGAGGAUGAGGGCCUGAGCAGCGGAGAGACUGUCAAGUCUCAUGCGACGCUGAACCAGCCAGCGCCCAAUCAAGGUGAGAGUCAUUCUGCCAAGGAGCCUGCGAGGACCAAGGGGCGUUCUGCAGCUUGGCGGAGUGCGCGACACGGCCAUGGCCGCUUCCACUCCCACUCACCUCCCUCCUCCACCUCCUCUCCUCCCCACCCUACCUCCCUCACCGCCGCGCCUCCGCCGCGCGACGCGGCCCUGCGCCGCCGCCUCCUCCCCGGCACCGCCGCCGCGGCGCUCUCCUCCGGUGGCGUCCCCGGCCGCGCCACCCUCCUCGCCCUCCUCUCCGCGUGCUCGGACUCCGAAUCCCCAUCCGUCCCCAUCGCCCUCGCCCUCCACUCCCUCUCCCUCAAGCUAGGCCUCCACCGCGACCUCCUCCUCUCCACCGCCCUCGUCGGCUUCUACUCCAAAGCCCGCCUCCCCGCGCUCGCCCGCCGGGUGUUCGACCGAAUGCCCCUGAGGAGCUCCGUCUCCUUCAACACCAUGAUCGCGGGCCUCAUGCGCAACGGCGACGUCGAGGGCGCCUUCAGCGUGUUCGAUCGCAUGCCCCAGCCGGAUACAGUCUCUUGGACGGCGCUGAUCGACGGGUGCGUCAAGAACGGGCUCCUCGAAGCAGCCCUGGACUGCUUCCGCUUAAUGCGGCUCGAUGGGAUCGAGCCCGAUUACGUGACCAUCGUCGCCGUUGUCGCUGCUUGCGCGGCUCUCGGAGCGCUCGGCCAGGGUCUCUGGGUCCACCGGUAUGUCGUGACCUGCGAAUUCCGCCAAAACGUCCGAAUCGCCAAUUCGCUCAUCGAUAUGUAUGCGCGGUGUGGGCGUGUCGAUUUCGCUUACCAGGUGUUUGAGAAAAUGGCCAAGAGGACGGUGGUUUCUUGGAACUCGAUUAUCGUCGGCUUCGCGAUCAAUGGGCGGUGCGAGGACACGCUCGAGCACUUUGAAUUGAUGCGGAGGGAAGGGUUCGAGCCGGACGGAGUCACAUUCACCGGUGUGCUCGCCGCGUGUAGCCAUGUCGGAUUAGUCGACGAGGGGCUAAGAUACUACGAGCUCAUGCGCACGGAGUACAACAUUCCCCCAAGAAUCGAGCACUAUGGGUGUGUGGUGGACCUUCUCGGCAGGGCAAAGCGGCUGGAGGAGGCGAUGCGGGUGGUCGAGGAAAUGCCGAUGAGACCAAACGAAGUGGUGUUGGGCUCUCUUCUCGCCGCCUGUCGGAUGUACGGGGAUGUUAAGACGGCGGAGAGGCUGAUGGGGCUUCUUGUCGAGUUGGAGCCCGGCGGAGAUUCAAAUUACGUGCUGUUGUCGAAUAUAUACGCAGCCGCUGGGAGGUGGGAUGGCGUGGGGGCGGUGCGGAAUUUGAUGAAGGCUCACGGAAUAAAGAAGAAACCUGCGUUCAGUGCGGUCGAGAUUGAAGGUAGUGAGCAUGAGUUUAUGGCGGGAGAUAGGUCGCAUUCACGGUGCGAUGAGAUAUAUGAGAUGCUUGAGAUGGUUCAUCUUGAGAUGGAGGUGAACGGUUAUGUGCCAAGAGGCAGUACAGGUGCUUACUCAGAUUGUGACUGAUAAAUAUAUCAAGUUGCAG
Ananas comosus (pineapple) is the source of this 1792-nucleotide messenger RNA. RefSeq names its product pentatricopeptide repeat-containing protein At1g05750, chloroplastic-like. The record is from RefSeq and is a predicted model, not a curated record. Gene Ontology annotation, molecular function: protein binding; RNA binding. The transcript is spliced from 2 exons. Lineage: Eukaryota; Viridiplantae; Streptophyta; Magnoliopsida; Poales; Bromeliaceae. Gene Ontology annotation, biological process: RNA modification. The coding region runs from base 1 to 1773 and encodes 590 amino acids.